Alternaria ventricosa is the source of this 1932-nucleotide messenger RNA. RefSeq lists its product as uncharacterized. The transcript is spliced from 2 exons. Gene Ontology annotation, cellular component: SCF ubiquitin ligase complex. Bases 1 to 1932 code for a protein of 643 amino acids. Gene Ontology annotation, biological process: SCF-dependent proteasomal ubiquitin-dependent protein catabolic process. Lineage: Eukaryota; Fungi; Ascomycota; Dothideomycetes; Pleosporales; Pleosporaceae. The record is from RefSeq and is a predicted model, not a curated record.
AUGAGUGGCGACAGGAGCGGACGACGACCUAGAGGCGCAGGCAUUCGAGGGCCGCACUCUGCCUUGACAGAUUUUCUGGCGGCGAACAACAUCUCUGCAGCAGAGAUUCGCGAUUCGUACGAACAGCGCCGUCAACAAGCCGAGCGAGACGCAGCAGAAGCAGGAGAUAAUGGCGAGGGACCUUCAAAUGCUGGUGAAGAUGACGAAGAAAUCGAGGAGGACCUACAAGCCGAAUCCUCUGCAAUGGCAGCCGAGCGCACCCGCAAACGUAAACGCAACCAAGAUGAGGCCAUAGCGAAGAUCAAGAAGGGCAAGGCGGCGAAGAAGGCAUCAAAGAAGAAGAGCAAGAAGAAGGGCUCAGACGAUGAAUCCGACUUUGAAGAUGUCAUGGACAUGUACAAGAAGGCGAAGCCACUCCCUGGCCAAUUGGAGAACUGCGAAAUUUGCGACAAGCGAUUUACCGUCACACCCUACAGCAAAGCCGGUCCAGAUGGUGGGCUCCUGUGUACACCGUGUGGAAAAGAGAUGGUCAAAGAUGCAAAGUCAGAGAAGAAAUUGGCUAAGCCCGUCGUGCGAAAGGGUAGAAGGAAGAUUGAGAGCAACCGCCUUGACGGUAUGACACAGCGCGGACCCAAGACACUCCAACAAUUGUGCAUUGAAAAGCUCGCGAAACAUUCGGAGGACAUUGACGAGCUGGGCGAGAUGCCAGAGGGUAUCAUGAACCGAAUCAGCGAGAUCUUUUCAAAGAAGCGGGCGAUGAACUCCAACACGAUGAAGCUGUUCCUCCAGUCAGACAUGCAGUCAAUCGCAAUUCAUGAGGCGGCAUACCUAGAGACGGAGGACUACGACCAGAUAUUUGCUGUUUGCCCCAAUGUCAAGCGUCUAUCACUGCGCAACUGCUGCCAGUUCAAGGACAGCAACAUUGACUACAUGAACGAGAAGGCAAAGGCGCUGGAAGAGAUACAACUGCUAGGAGCCAAUCUUGUCUCCGACGACAAAUGGAUCGAACUCUUCAUUGCUCGGGGCCAAGAUCUCAAGUCGCUGAAAGUUGAGUGGUUAGACGCCGCGUUCGGCGACCACGUAGUUGAGGCACUCUCCACCUUCUGCCCCAACCUUGAACGCCUCAAGAUUGAGCGCUGCAAGAAGAUCGGCCCGGACAGCAUCGACGCCAUUGCACACCUGAAGCAUCUGAAGCAUCUCACACUCCGCUUCUACGACCCCAUUACCCGCGAGAAGCUCGUCCAUCUAGUCGAUUCAGUUGGCGAUAAUCUCCGCACCCUGUGCCUAGAGCAUUUCCUAGACAACACAACAGAGCCUACCGAUGACGUUCUCGAAGCCAUCCACAACAAGUGUCACUAUCUCAGCAAGUUCCGCUUCACAGAGAAUAACGAGUGCACCGACGCCGGCUACGUGAAGCUCUUCACUGACUGGACCAACCCACCGCUCCACUACAUCGACGUCAACUCAACCCGCGAUCUGGACAACACAAACCCCGACGGACCCGAAGACGAGCCAAUCGGUCUCGGCUCCAACGGUUUCCGCGCCCUAAUGGCCCAUUCUGGCUCGCGCCUCGAAUUCCUGGACAUCUCCUCCUGCCGCCACAUCUCCCACGCUACUUUCACAGAAAUCUUCGACGGCAAGAGAGAAUACCCUCAUCUCCGCGAGAUCAACCUCUCCUUCUGUCCCGUCGUCGACACUGAGAUCGUAGCAGGCGUCUUCCGGUCGUGUCCUGCUAUCAAGAAGGUCGUUACUUUCGGUUGUUUCCAGGUCGCUGACGUGGUGGUGCCGAGGGGUAUUGUGUUAAUCGGAGCGCCGAGGGCACAGGACCAGAUUGAGCAGUUUGGUGAGGUGGUGUUGGAUUAUCAGAGGGAGAAUGAGGAGAGUAUGGGGCAUAUGCGUGCUAUGGGGCGUAUUGUUCCUGUUGUGGGUUAA